This is a messenger RNA of Botrytis porri, 1098 nucleotides long. RefSeq lists its product as uncharacterized. Lineage: Eukaryota; Fungi; Ascomycota; Leotiomycetes; Helotiales; Sclerotiniaceae. The coding region runs from base 1 to 1098 and encodes 365 amino acids. The transcript is spliced from 2 exons. The record is from RefSeq and is a predicted model, not a curated record.
AUGGAAUGGACAAACCCGCAAAGUACCAAUUCCAUUGAAUCUUCAAUUGCAUAUCACAGCUCUGCACAACAAUCGUUCCCACCACCCGAAAAUGUUAUUCCCACUUUCCCUAAAUUCAAGCUUUUGUCUCCCGAGCUACGGAUGCUGGUCUUCAAGGAAGCUAUUCCUGAUCGCAAUUCACAAGUGGUAGAUUUCUACUUUGCAGUUUGUCCGCACCCUAGCAAGUUUUUGGUUUCAAUCAACGAUGAGAUAUCACCUGUGAGCCAUUUACUGCCGCUUUUGAAUGCCUGCAAACUCUCACGAGAAAUGGUCCAUAGCCAGUUGAAACACAUCAAAUUAUCGACACCAGAUCCGCACGGUACUAUGCGAAGGUUUUUUGAGGGAGUACCAAUUCGUCAUUUCUGGGCGAAUGAUAGACAUCUCGUUCAAACUUACAUCGAUUCUGUGAGAGACACCCUGAUGAUCAAUAUCGCAGAUCUUGUGUUGCUGAGUUAUUACAGAACAAGCAUAGAUUUCUCCAACGUUGAGCGCCUUGCAAUCACCUCAUUUCUGACUGACUUCAAUUGGCUUAUGCAGAGUACAUUGAGAAAUCUGAGAGAAUUUCUGAACGGUCUUUUCGCAAGGUGUCCUGAUGUUAAAGUUCUUUGGAUAGUAUCAGAUGUUCCAGGUGACGGUUUUGCAAUUCGCUACCGGUCGGGACAAAGGAGGGGGUAUCAUUUGAUCGACCUUGACAUAGAAAUGUGGUAUGACAACUAUUGGGACAAUUCUGGCCGCUUGAUUGAGAGAUCUCGUAUGCAUCGCAUUCAAGAUGUGCUUGUCGAUGCUGAGAUUAAGGAAAGUGACUUUUUCGGUGAUCUAAGGUAUUUGCAAGAAAUAGAUUAUGAGGGAAACUUCAAACGCUGGAAGGGUGUGAAGCUUACAAUUGCGUUCCUUUGCGAGCUUGAUACCAAUUCUGAUUGGGAAACUUUGGGGAAGCAGGCGCCCGAGCCCAGGCUUUACUGUUUCUCUUUCGAUGCGUGGAUUCCAGAUCAUGAAGAUGGAUCGCCAUUGAAUCAAUAUAAGGGGCUCGCACAGAUCUUCGAAGAAGCUCCGUGGUAG